CAGAAUGAUCAGUAAAUACUGGACCCUCUAUGGGGCCUCCGCCCGGAAAAUGGUGAAAGAAAUUGAAAUCGGCCAGCACGCCAAGUACACUUGCUCUUUCUGUGGCAAAACAAAGAUGAAGAGACAAGCUGUGAAAAUCAGGCACUGUGGUUACUGCAUGAAGACAGUGGCUGGUGGUACCUGGACCUACAAUACCACUUCCUCUGUCACAUCAAGUCUGCCAUCAGAAGACUGA
Cebus imitator (Panamanian white-faced capuchin) is the source of this 235-nucleotide messenger RNA. RefSeq names its product 60S ribosomal protein L37a-like. The coding region runs from base 5 to 235 and encodes 76 amino acids. Gene Ontology annotation, molecular function: structural constituent of ribosome. Gene Ontology annotation, biological process: translation. The record is from RefSeq and is a predicted model, not a curated record. NCBI's taxonomy places the organism in Eukaryota, Metazoa, Chordata, Mammalia, Primates, Cebidae. Gene Ontology annotation, cellular component: ribosome. The transcript has a single exon.